CAAGGUCUCAGUGUACGUUUGGGUCGCAUCUCUCCAGCUAAUGUCGGGUCGUGUUGACACAAGGGAACGACAGGAGGCGCCGGACAUCAACAUAGUGGCGACAGCGGCAGGAUCUCUAAGCCUUCCAAGUCUCAAGUCGUCCCGUACAACGGCGAGAGCUGCCAGAACACGCUUGGCCAACCGCCUAGCAGCCCAACGUCAAGUCAUUCGAGAUCGCGAGGCCGAGGGAGUCGGUGAGGAGGACCCUGAGCUACAUGCACUCUUGGUUGAGGAGGAAGAGCUCGAGGACCACUAUGCCGACGCUUGUGCCAAGGUUACACUUGCUGAGCGAGCCUAUGAUGAGGCCUUGGUGAAAGCCCGUAGUCCUGAGCCAUCUAUUGACGCCAGCCCGACAGGCGAGGAGGAUGAUCUCGCUACUCCACUGGUCAAUACGUCCAACCCGUCACCGUCUAGACUGAAGAAUCCUAAUGCAAUCACGGCUAAGAUCUUCCUACCAAAAUUGAAGGAUAAAUUUCGGUUCCGAGAGCACAACGAGAUGGCCGGCAUCAUCUUUCAUGAGGCGGGUCUUGGCACUCUCGAUGAUCAGGGGAUCUUCACUGCCACCGUGCCAGAGACGAUCUUGGUCACGAAGUAUCUGCAGAGUCUCGAGAAUGUGGCUGAAGUGUACGAGAGGGCGAUGGACGUAGCGAUCCAGACCAAGUAUCGUUGGCGGGAGAUGAGCGAUAUACUCAAUCAGGUCUUCGGGGACCGGGUAGCAAUGCGCACUGAGGUAGCCCGCCGUCUCCGAGAGCUGAGGUUUAAGGGUUAUCAGUAUGUUGACGACUUCAUCCACCAUGUCACUAUUAUCACGAACAUGUGGAUGGCGGUGUAUUCAGCUGGGUUCAGUGAGUCGCGUUACCUUGUUGCCAGUUUCCUCGCUAAACUACCUUCUGACCUUCUUGAGGGAGUUGUUAAUCGCAUCCUGAGAGAAGUCCCGAAAGAAGGGGCGCCUAUAUGGGAGGAUUACGUCCGGGUUCACAACACGGCUCCUGCCCCAAGGUUAUCACCAGCGGUUGAUCUAUGUCAAAUGGUACGGUCGGUUUGUAAAGUUGCGGAGGUGACCCAUCACCUGCAACCUAAAGCGUCACCAGAUCGGAUUCGACAAGUGUCGGAUAACCAAGGAUCUCUACGGCGUGGACCUACCAUUACUGAGUGGGCAUCCAAUUUCCCGGAGGGAUCGGUCGUGUACUUCCGCACUGAUAAGGCGAUCUCCCCAGAGUCGAUCCGCAAGACCUUCAGUGAUCUCGGUGCUAAGGAAGUGCGUGCUCAUGUCCAUAAACGUGGGCACCGGUACGGGUUCGCUACCUUUGACAACAAGGCCGAGGCCUCGAAACUGAUCCACAACGGUGUUCCCGCGAGCUCCGAGGGGACGUCUCAGGGCCUGAAGAUCCGAGCAUUCGUCCCGGGGAGUACUCGUGGUAGGCCAGUUAUGAAGUCGGGAAACUAA
Molecule: messenger RNA, 1486 nt
Organism: Perkinsus marinus ATCC 50983
Lineage: Eukaryota; Perkinsozoa; Perkinsida; Perkinsidae
Exons: 1
Coding region: 41-1486 (481 amino acids)
Source: RefSeq, a predicted model, not a curated record